CGCGCUAUCUACACCACGCGUUUGCUUGAUUGCUGCUCUUACCUCCUCGGAAGUUGAAACAAUACAUAGAACACAUUAGUCUCCUUUCUCUUUGGUCUCUUCUAACUUACAGGUGAAGACAACCGAAUCUAAAACUUUCUCUCUUCUCUCUUAAUCUCAGUUUCUGGUUGGUGUCUGAUCAAAAAAAUCUCUCAUCGGUUCACUGAAAAUCUAUCGAUCAUGGAUUGUUAUUCCGGAAUGAAGUUUGAAGAGCUUGCUGUGCCCAAUUAUCAAGAGUCAUCGUCAUCAGAGACAUACCGUUCUGAUGGUAUGUGGGGUGGGUGGAGCAUGAACUCCCCUGAAGCUGCAGAAACAUGUUUUAAUUACGAUGGUUUCAGUGGAGAAGGAUCGUUGUAUAGUCAGAUGGGUAUGAGGACGAGUGAAGAAGAGGAAGAGUCCAAGAGAUCAAAGGCUUUCUACGGUGCUUCUUCACUUCAUGAUUUCGAAGGAAUCGAACACAUGGAUGAUAUAUUCUUAAGUUCAAUUUUGGAGGAUGUUCCAGGGAAUGAUGGAGAUGUUCAUCAAGCUUCCAGCAGCUACAACAGUGUCGGAUCUUCCUCUUUGUAUGGUGGAAAUGAAGUUCACAUGUUCCAUUGUCAUGACAUGCCUUUGAAGGAGGAGGCUCCAUUUACAAUCUCGGAUCUGUCUGAGGAGAACAUGUUAAAUCCACAGUAUGGGGAUGAACUAUCUUCGGAGGAACUGGUGUUGAACGAUCUGCAAAGAGCUUCUGAAAAGUUAACUGAUGAUACAAGAAAGUGCUUCCGUGAUACGUUUUACCGGCUUGCAAGAAACUCACAGGAGAAGUUUGAUUCAGUCAGCACCAACUCAGAAGAGUUAUAUAUGCAAGCAUCCAGAUAUGCUUAUGGUGAUAGUGCCAGGAUGAGUAGAGAGGAAGAGAUUGAAUCUGAGACGAACUCAAUCGAUAGAGCCGUCGCAAACCUCACAUACAACAAGAUGGAAUCCAACAUAAGCAGCUUUCCUCUAUCAGAAAGAGUACAUUAGCUUCUCUUGUUGGAUCAAGAUCAACCGUUAUCGUCUCUACAUCUUCUUAUAUGAAGUAUUUUGUUACUACAUGUGUAUAUUUGUGUGUAUAUAGAUGACUUUAAUGUUGCAAACUUCAGUUUUGAUCUGUCUUUAAAGAAUCUGGUUCUUUUUACAUCCUGCAGUAAGUUUCUUUUUACUU
This is a messenger RNA of Brassica oleracea var. oleracea, 1222 nucleotides long. RefSeq lists its product as uncharacterized. The record is from RefSeq and is a predicted model, not a curated record. Gene Ontology annotation, biological process: circadian rhythm; regulation of DNA-templated transcription. NCBI's taxonomy places the organism in Eukaryota, Viridiplantae, Streptophyta, Magnoliopsida, Brassicales, Brassicaceae. The transcript is spliced from 6 exons. The coding region runs from base 220 to 1041 and encodes 273 amino acids.